GUAUAGCUUUAGUUUUUCUGAAUAUAAACAAUAUGGCGGAAAAACAGAGUUACGCAGACGGUGAGUUGGUCUGUGAAGUUUGUGGCAAAAAGACUGAUUUAAGGCGAUGUUCUCGUUGUAAACAAGUUCUGUAUUGUAGCAGAGAACAUCAAGUGCAACACUGGAAAUUUCACAAAAACAUUUGUAGAAAGAAUGAUGUCAAAGAAAUCCUUCACCAAAAAAGAAAAGCAGAACAGGAAGAACUGGACGAUUUUAACACACGCACCGCCAUGAAAAGUGGAACCGAUACAAUCGGAACUUCAAAACCGAAAUAUGACACAAGGCCUCUGAAACUUUUAUCCGUCCCUUGCCUUACGUCCAAGUCACAAGAUUUAGAAUUUCUCGGUCAAUUUAUUACAAAAGAACUUGACGAAAAAGGCUACUGUGUAAUAGAUGGUUUAUUGAAAGAUGAACUCUGCCAUCAUGUACUUGAAGACAUUAAAAAACUUGAUUCUAAAGGAGUUAUGAAGCAGGGGAUGUUGGCAGGUGGCCGAACAAGUGGGAAUGAUGAUGAGAAAGUCACAAAAGCUGACAUUCGCAGUGAUAUCAUAGGGUGGCUUCAGGGCACAGAAAAGGAAGACUUUCCUUAUAUUUGUUCUGCUGUAUCUCAAAUGGAUGACUUGGUCUCCUAUUUCAAUAAACACUUAAAAGGAAAUCUUUUUAUUGCUGGAAGGACAAAAGCAAUGGCUGCCUGCUACCCUGGAAAUGGUGCUUACUAUAUGCAACAUGUUGACAACCCUUGUAAAGAUGGAAGAUUGAUAACUUGCAUCUUAUAUCUAAAUAAAGAUUGGAACUCGGAGAAAUAUGGUGGUGUGUUACGUCUAUUUCCUGAAGGCUCCGGUGAUUAUGUGGACGUAGCACCUCUUAUGAACAGAAUGCUGUUUUUUUGGUCUGAUAGACGCAAUCCGCAUGAAGUAAGACCAGCAUUUAAAAAUAGGUAUGCUUUAACUGUGUGGUAUUUUGACCAAGAGGAAAGACAGCAGGCUAAAUCUGAAUAUGCACAUGCACAGAAGGACAUAAACAAGCUGAAUCGACGUGUAGCACAAGUUCAGGUUUCUGUAAAGGAGGUUGAAGUGUCAAAUUUGGAGCAAAAGAUUCACAAUGAAGCUGACAAUGCAGUAGCUGGACUCUCAAAGGAUGAAAUUGAAGCACUAUCAGUUCUAGUGGCUGGGCAGGCUAACCCAAGAGAGUUUUUGACCAGUCUGGGAAUAGCAAGCAGCAUUCAAGACUCACUUCUCCAGUUGAUUCACCAUCAAAAAAACACUUAAAUGAAUGGUUAUGUGAUCAUUGUGUCCACUCAUUUACAAGAGCGAACAAUGUGUCAUCACAAGCAAAGUGGGUUUUAGGAGUUUGAAAAAACACCUAUUAGGCCAAAAAAAGUCUAAAUCAAAUCAAAAUUUUAUGUAUGUUCUGUGAUAUUUUUCAAGUUAGAUCAGCCAAGGGGAUAAAAAGGUCCACUUUAUCAGGAAAAAGAUCCCCCUUAAAAUUGCUGACCACUGGUCUGAUGCUGACUGUGUGACCAUUUAAGUUAAGAUAUCUAAUGUCUAACAUGCAGGUUGGACUUUGUCCUACAUGUAUAGUCCUUUUCCCUUCUUGCGGUAAAGUUUUAUACGGCGUCAGAUGUCAGUUUAACUGGACCUGAGCAAAGGUCAGAAUAACAAGUAUAAUAUUACCAAGGAGUUAUAACUCCUUGAUAUUACAUACAGUUUUUGCCUGUCUGAAGCUGUGGAAUGUGCCUGCAUUGAAUAAUGUUGUGCUCUUGGAUUUUCGAUUUGUUUUUUAUCACAGUGGUUUGAUGUGAUGAUUUGAAGUGCUGUUUGAUGAUACAAUUGAACAUUCAAAGCAGCAUUAAGUUUUAUUUUCCCGGUCUGAUUACAAUAAAUAUUUGCUUUUACACAAAGACUUGUUUGACAAUUCACAACAACUUUAUCUGUCAUUAUAGGUUGUUUGAUUACACGAAGGAUACAACAACUGUAGUAAAAUAAAAAUAAAAUGUCUCACCUAUCGUAAAGAGUCACGUACAGUAUCGUAUUUGAGAUCAAUUAUACCACUUAGAGCACCACGUUUACUCGAGACGUGACUAACGAACCCGUUACGUUUCUAUUCAAUAAGUGGGACAGUACCUUCAGAUGUCUUUGUCUUAAUAUUACUUCGUCGUGGAUUCUGUUACAGAUAUCUUUUCCACUGUUUUUCAUGUAGUGCAGGGGAAACGAAAACAUUUACUUAUGACAUCAUAACGUAAUGCCGUCGUGCUGUCACAACGUUAGUUACUUUGUAAAUAGUAACACACUCUGUAUAUUGUCAUUUGUUUUGAGAAAACCGAGGCAGGAAAAAGAAAUGCGGAGCUUGGCACAGCGGAUCUUUUGCCAACUUUUUCAAGUUGGAUUAAGGUGAGGGGAAAUAUUAUUUGGAUCUGCAAAGGGCAGUUACAAAAGGAAGUAU
Messenger RNA from Lingula anatina, 2481 nucleotides. Its product is annotated as egl nine homolog 1. Gene Ontology annotation, biological process: cellular response to hypoxia. Lineage: Eukaryota; Metazoa; Brachiopoda; Lingulata; Lingulida; Lingulidae. The record is from RefSeq and is a predicted model, not a curated record. Gene Ontology annotation, molecular function: peptidyl-proline dioxygenase activity; ferrous iron binding; L-ascorbic acid binding.